AUGGGGUCAAAUAUCUUCAACUUCAAAAGCUUUAGAAUGGCAGUACCGCAUAUUUUCGACUCGGACCUGACAUAUGGAACCAAGUACAGAGACUCGUUGCUGUUCGCUCUUACGCUCUACGAUGUCAACACCGGCAAAAAUCGAUUACGUGAAUUAUAUGCAGCGGUUCCUGGUGUUAGAAAGUCGUUGUUGGGUGUGAGCGCCAAGCAGUUCGGCGAGAAAUUUCAUCAUCUUCAGAAGAGGAUCGCUCGUCAUUCCUCAAGGGGCAGUUUGGAAAGCGUCAGCACCGAUAAAGACGACGAUGGUGGUAAAUCGCCAAGAAGAUCUCGCGAGCCUUCGAUGCACGCGGAUGACGAUGAAGACGAGCCACGUAUUUCUACAGGAGGAAUCGCGAACACCCAUUUUCAGCAACGUGUUAUCAAUGUGUCCAAUGCGCCACCGGUUUCACUGAAAAGAGAGAAAAGUGGUGACUGGGAGAUCAAACAAGGGUCUGGCGGACUCGUAUCAUGUGUCGAUCCAGUGAUGACGAAAGACCACGAGAACAUUUGGUUAGCAAAUCUUGGUAUGAAUCUGAAAGAGAAAAAAAGGGCGUCAUUUUCAUCAGAAGAAUCUGAACUCUCCAAGUUGGCCCCGUCAACAAAUACACUCGGACUACCGCUGAUCAAACAAGCGAUUGCUGAUGUGUUUUUCCACGUACUAGCCGAUGACGAUCAACCAGAAAAAGAAUCGAACGCCGACCAAAAGAAAGCGAGAGAAGAGAUGUCACUUUUGGGUGUAUUGAACAACUAUAAUCGAGGUAACUAUAAGCUGAAUCCAGUGGUUGUCCAAGAACAGGACUAUAACGUUUACUAUGGCGGAAUCAGUAACGGUCUUCUAUGGCCUGCAUUGCACAAUCUACCUGAAUACGUUAUGUCUGAUUACGACACACCGAAGAUUUUACGAGACCAUUGGUGUUCCUAUGUGAGGGUGAAUUACCAGUUUGCUAUUGAUGCCGUGAGAAACAGCCGACCGCAGGACUUCAUCUGGAUUCACGAUUAUCAUCUUAUGCUGACCGGAAUGGUCGGCUUCUUUCUUCAUAUUCCAUUUCAACCGUCGGACGAUUUCUUCACGAAAUAUGGAACAUGUGGUCUGGCAGUGCUGAGAGGGCUGCUGCGAUUCACUAAGGUUGGAUUUCAAACACAUCGUGAUCGAUCCAGAUAUAUUGAGUUGGUUCAACAACAUUUACGAAAUGCCACUGUUUAUCACGAUCAACACCUGGAUAUCUUUACUGUCGCUCACGAAGGAUGGACGUGCUCAUUGGGGGUCUUCCCAGUCAGCAUAAAAAACGACGAUUUCCUCAAAUUUGUUCAUAUGCCCGAAACGCUCGUAAGGAAGGAAGGCAUCAGGAAAAAGAUUCUUGGCGAGAAUCCACCAGAGAAUGCGCGGUUAUUCUUCAGUGUUGAGCGAUUUGACUACACAAAAGGAAUCAAAGAAAAACUGCUGGCCUAUCGGCGAUAUUUCGAAAAGUAUCCAGAUCGUUUAGGAAAAGAUGUACUCUACCAGGUGGCCGUAACGAAUCGUCGCUCGGUUGAUACCUAUCGUGUCUAUCAGGACGAAUGCCUGGAAAUCGCCAAGAAAAUCGCUGGCGAAUUCCAUGAUCCGGCAAGACCAGAAUGGAAGCCGUCUUCCACGGGCGGAAUUAGUGGCGGCAUACAUGGCGAUGGAUAUCGGAGUUGUCACACCAAAAAAGGACGGUAUGAAUCUGAGAUGUUGGUGUGUAAUCCCCAUGCCGGUCUCAUUCUAUCAACUGGCGCUGGUGCAGAAAUUCAAUUCAGCACCUCUGGACUCUACAAGGAAGACGGAGAGAAGAAUUAUCAUCGUAUUUCCGAUUUAUUUGAUAUCGAGAGUUAUGCAGACACGUUCUAUGCGGCGGCAACGGAAAGCGUCGAAUCGAGAGAAGUUCAUGGAAAGAGACUGAGCGACUUCAUACUCUCUAAUGACAUUGAACGAUGGAGCACGGCAUUUUUGGAUCCGAGUUGGACACAUCUGGUCAUUCGUCAAAUGAAGAUCAACACUUUGGACGAGUUUUUCUCGUUGAUGAUGCGAACGAGAAAUGUCAGGCUACAAAUUGUCAAUCGUGUGCUCAAGGGAAUUCCGAUCAGAGCUCACUUUACGAUAAGUCUCAGAAACGCCAAGGAAUCACUAACGAACAGUUGUGAAUCGGAUUCACAUACUCUAAUACUGCGGGCAUCUCACGAUUCACCAGACACGGCAAAGUUUGACAUCAAGAAUGAGCUGGAGGAAUUCGAAAAGGAUCUCUCGUUCAUGAUCUAUAUGCAGAGCGAUGACGUAGACAAUGUGGAGCAAUUUGUAGACGUAGUUCGAUCAGACCAAUCAGAAGCAUUUGAUGUGCAUUUUUUUCUAAACUAUUUGCAAGCGUUCAUGGUUCGGAUGUUUCUUAUCAUAUUGUAUUCCUAA
Messenger RNA from Angiostrongylus costaricensis, 2457 nucleotides. NCBI's taxonomy places the organism in Eukaryota, Metazoa, Nematoda, Chromadorea, Rhabditida, Metastrongylidae. The record is from the annotation of a GenBank genome assembly.